AUGCUCUCACGCUUAGUACUUCCACUUGUCAGGCAGAGGGCCAUACCUGUUGGCACCAGACUAUCUCUGACCACCUCACCCGCCACAUUCUAUGCUCGCGAUUCUAAGAAACCGUCGAAACCCAGCGGUUACACGAUCCCGUCCUCAGCUCCCUCUUCCGAACCCCUAUCAGACGGCCAGAAGCCUAGAGUAGUCCCCCAGCCAAAGGCACAGGCAACAGACAAAUUCUCGGAAGAACAAGUAGAAUUUGAAACAUCUGAUGAAUCGCAAAAGAAUACAGCUCCUCAAUCUACUGGAGCUGGAUCUGGAUCAAAGCAAGAAACCUCCGAGGGUCAAGCUGAUACUCUAAACGAGAAAGGAGAGCCAGAACACGCCAACCAACAACCUCUUCCAGACCUGACCCAAGGUAUCCCAUCUACCUUGGGUGAAGAGGUGGAAUCACAAUCGAGACGCCGUAUCGGAGGACUGAACUUGACCGAAGACCCAGAGAAGGCCACUGACGACGAUGGAGCCCGUGGUGAUAUUCCAAAGAACGCUUACGUCUCUUCUCUCGAGAGACGCAGAAACAAGAUGACCAACUUGACCUUUGCGGCAUUCCUGGGCUUCUCUAUCGCCGGUACGAUGUAUCUUGGCCGUAAUUGGGAUACAACGGAAGAGGAAGAAGCCCAUCCGGAUGCUCCCUCGGGAUGGGGCUUUGGCCUUCUCUUUAACCGUAUCAAAGCUCGUAUGUCUGACAUCACAAGCUACUACAAGGAUCCUGCGUUUGAAAAACUUCUACCUGAAGAAGACCCGCAAUUCAGACAACCCUACACCCUCGUCAUCAGUCUCGAGGAUCUCCUCGUUCAUAGUGAAUGGACCCGUGAGCAUGGAUGGCGAGUAGCGAAGAGGCCAGGAGUGGACUACUUUCUUCGUUAUCUCAACCAAUACUACGAAUUGGUUCUUUUCACGACCGUUCCAAGUAUGAUGGCAGACCAGGUUCUGCGAAAGCUUGACCCAUACAGAAUCAUCAGAUGGCCGUUAUUUAGAGAAGCUACCAAGUACGAGGAUGGUGAAUAUGUCAAGGAUCUUUCUUACCUGAACCGCGACCUUUCGAAGGUUAUUUUGAUCGACACCCAUGCCCCUCAUGCUAAACGCCAGCCCGAGAACGCCAUUAUAUUACCCAAAUGGAAAGGUGAUUCAAAAGACAAGUCGCUUGUUGCCUUGAUUCCCUUCUUAGAAUACGUUGCUGGAAUGGGUAUCGAUGAUGUCCGGCCAGUUCUCAAGUCUUUUGAGGGCACGUUCAUCCCAGCCGAAUUCGCCAAGCGUGAGAAGGCCAUGCGUGACAAGUUUGAGAAACAGCUAGCAGAAGAGAAAGCCAAGAGACCGAAACAUAGCAUCGGUGGUAUCGGUGCCCUCUUCGGUAUAAAGCCUGCCGGGUCGUCAAUAGCUGGUCUUGAAGAUGGCCAAUCCGGUGGAAUAGAGGAGGGAAAGAUGCUGUGGGAUCAAAUCCGUGAGAGAGGCCAGAAACAAUAUGAGCUAAUCGAGAAAGAGAUCAGAGAAAACGGUGAGAAAUGGCUGGCAGAAAUGGCAGCAGAAGAGGAGAAGGCUAGAGAAGAGCAAAUGAAAGGAAUGAAGAAUAGCUUGACAGGCUUCUUCGGAAGCGGCGGUAAAUAA
Microsporum canis CBS 113480 is the source of this 1653-nucleotide messenger RNA. RefSeq names its product phosphatase PSR1. The coding region runs from base 1 to 1653 and encodes 550 amino acids. The record is from RefSeq and is a predicted model, not a curated record. Lineage: Eukaryota; Fungi; Ascomycota; Eurotiomycetes; Onygenales; Arthrodermataceae. The transcript is spliced from 2 exons. Gene Ontology annotation, molecular function: phosphoprotein phosphatase activity.